AUGAUCAAGUAUCUUCAUGCCAAUGGACUGCCAUUCCAUGAAUCUACUAUCUCUGAGGCUGCUGGGAGCGACCAUCUGGACGUCAUCCAAUACCUCCUCGAGAACAAGUCGGAUACUUACAUCACUGGGAGUGCGAUGGACUAUGCCGCGACUAAUGGCCAUCUUAACAUCGUGCUCUAUCUUCAUGAACAACGAACUGAAGGCUGUUCAAGUUGGGCGAUGAAGGGUGCCGCGGAGAAUGGCCACCUGGAUGUAGUCAGAUUCCUUCACGAGAAUCGCACCGAGGACCUCGAUCACUCAACAGCCUUUGAGAGUGCAGCAGUCAAGGGGCAACUGUCCGUGAUCCAAUACCUACAUCACAUCGACCCGAAAAUUGUUUGUAGGUACAACGCGCUGAUACAACCAGCCAUUGAAGGCCAAACACAGAUAGUCCAGUUCAUUUGUGAGAGAUAUCCAAGUCUUAGAAUCACUACUUUUGACCUGAUGAGCGUGAGAUCGCAUCAGGUCCUGGAGGUACUUGAUCGAUUGAUGUCAAGUCAGAUAUGGGAGGUGGACAGAAUAUACAAUCGAUUCCAAGAAUUACAUGUGAUCGAGUAUAUCAUUGAUCACAAGACCCCAGAGUACAUUGCCAGAUGUUUGAAUGACAGAGUGCUUGGCAAAUCCAUGUUACUCGAUCAAUCAAAGCUAUUCUUCAAGUUGAUCAAACAUAUUGUCAAUCCAUCAACAUUUACUGCAGUCUUGCUAGGAUGCACCAAUUUGAUACCAUAUUGCAAACACAAUGACAUCUUGGAGUAUAUCUACCAAUCAUGCACACAAGAUGGAAUCGGAGUACCAUUCCUGUGUCCUGAAGUUGACGACCGCGAUGCAAAAUAUCUGGUCUUGGCUGGAUUGGAGUUCAUUCAUCACAAAGGUGGCCUGCAAUCACUUGCGACCAUCCUGCACGGCAUCUUGAUGGGCGCCAUCAGGUUUGGUCGCAUCGACAUUGUGAAGUUCAUCCUGGACUCGGUUGGGUACCGACCCUCUAAGCAUCACUUGUCGGUUGACUUGUUUGAUCGUGCCAUUUCGCACGGUCAAGUGGACAUCCUCCAGUUCCUGCUGGACAGUAUUGGUGUUGAUGGCCAAUUGCCAGAGUCUAGGACAUUCUACGCAGAUUGCGUUGAUCAAGCCAUUAUCAAUGGCCAUCUGGAGAUGGUGCGAUUCAUCUCUUGCGAAAGAUUCAAGGACCUUAUUUGCAUGACUACUCAGGGCUCAUUCAAUAAUUAUCUCAAACGAGUGUUGAUUGGGAAUGCCUCUCCAGACACACCUCGAUUCGUGGAUGAGGCAGGUGGCGUAUACCCAAUUCCAAUAUAUCAAAGAAAAUUGGUUGACAAAGGAGAGUAUGACAUCGUACGAUACUUAUUCUUCAAUCAAAACGAUCAUGAAAAGGAAGUGCUAGUUAGAGAGCUUAUGAAGGCAGGUAGCAGAGGAUUAUCGCCACUAUUUGUUGAUCUGCCAAUGGCUGAGAUUGUCCUUCGUCACAAGGAUGGUGCACCAUUCAUCAAUAGACAAUCUGUGGACUUGGAUAAGCUUAGGAUCUUUCCACUCUCACUCGUACUUCUCACAAAGUACCUAAUUUAA
Messenger RNA from Acytostelium subglobosum LB1, 1617 nucleotides. RefSeq lists its product as hypothetical. The record is from RefSeq and is a predicted model, not a curated record. Gene Ontology annotation, molecular function: protein binding. NCBI's taxonomy places the organism in Eukaryota, Evosea, Eumycetozoa, Acytosteliales, Acytosteliaceae. The transcript is spliced from 2 exons. Bases 1 to 1617 code for a protein of 538 amino acids.